GUGUCAUAAAAAAAUGUUUAUCCAGACCGUGUUUAAUACAGUGUAUUAUUCGAAUUUAGUUAAGUGUGGAGCUGCAAGUUCAAAUACAAAUGAUUAUUUAUUCAAGUAAAAAUGCAUUACAUACUGAAAAAUAAAAGGAAAGAUGAAUUAAAACUUCAUUUUGGCUGUGCAUGAGGGGAUAAGGAAGAGAACAAGAAUAUGAGGCAAAGGGUGAGUAAGGAGAACUAGUGACAUAGGAUGUGGGCAGAGAGGGCUAAAUCAGGUUAAUUAAAAAUCUGUGAGAGGGAUUUCAAAAUUGUGGAAGACUUUUCCAUAGAAUUUGUAUCCCAGUUUUGGUACAUUUUGCCUUUCACACCUGACACAGUAAGAACCACAUUUCACUUAUCUUCCCUUUCCACCCUAACACCCUUUCUUUCAUCAAGCUCAUCAAAAAAUGUACAGAAAGAUCCUUUUCUGGAACGUUUAUUCUAGGCUACAGAAUCACCUAAGCCACCAGCCACUGUAGCUGAAGUGCACAUACAACACUGCAAACUAUUUUCUGGGGGGAUCAGAAGGUUUCCUGACUCUAUUUUAGAUUUUUUAAACACAAAAACAGACAGUAACAAGACCAGAGUCCUUCCCAACACAGUGAAAUAAAACAAGCCACUUCUCAAUAAUACAGCAAAAUGAUUUCUUCAACAUAAUAAUAAUCAAUUCAGGCUACAGAGAAGUUGGCUACCACCUCUUCCCCAAUAAAACUAUACUACUCGCAUCAUCUAGUACUUAAAUCCUGGAUUUCCUAAAAAGAUGCAUUCUAUAAAGAGUGCAAUUUCAGUCCUUGCUAAGGUUGUAAAAUGAUGAUUGCAUGAGAGGACUUUUGCGAGUCACAGAUGGCGUCAUUAAACAUUAUGGAAAACAUAAAAUGAUUUAGUUGAAUGGGCAAGCAAUACGACACAGAAAGAAUUAGAGGUGGACUUAGCCAAUAGUAACAAGACAGCAGGGUAUAAAUUGAAAAGAAACUGCGGAGUUUAAAGACAGCAGCGCAGACCAGCUUCAAGUUGGAACACGAGUGACAGACGAGUUCACCAUUUUCUUUGCAGUUGUUAAAGAGUUCCUCAAGACACAAUGCGAUCUGUGAUCUUGCCUGCACUCCUGCUUGUUAUGCUAGCUUCAGCAGCUGAAGUCCAGGGUGAGGUUAAGGUUGUCAAGUUGUGUGGCAGAGAAUUUAUCAGAGCUGUAAUCUAUACCUGUGGCAGCUCAAGGUGGAGAAGAAUUCUGAAUGAAAAAGAAUUGAUGGGUUUGGCCAGCGACAACACUGAUAACCUGGAGACCCUGGGGUACAGAGAACUGGCGGAGCCAGAUAUGGGACUCCGAACCAGACGAGACCUCAACCAGCUUCUCACCACAGCCUGCUGCCAGUGGGGAUGUAACAAGAAAGACCUGAGCUCUCUGUGCUGAAGGAAGGAUUAUUUCCACAGCAGCACAGAGCAACAGCAUGGAGGAAAGGACUUUUUCUGACCUGAUUAACACCUGACAAAGACAAAAGUUAAAAUUAAAACUGCCACUAGCGUUGCUUAAAACAUUUUUCUUGAUAUGAUUUUCAUAUCAGUUUUUGUUGAAAAUCCUGUUGAAUCUGUAGGAAACACAUGUUUAAACAAAAUUUGUAGUCAUAAAAAAGCAUUAAUAAGAAAUACACAUCUAAUGGUUAAUCUGUCUUUGCCAUUUUAUCUAAAUGGAUUAUAUUGUGCAUUAUGAUGCAGGUCUGUGUGCUUCAUUUAGAUUUUUUUGGUUUACAAUUAUGGGACAUUUACCCAGGCAAAAGCAUUUUAGAGAUUCACUGCUAAAAAGUGUUAUUUCCAUCUUUUUACAUUUUAAAUCGCUCAGGUGGAUGUUUAAAAUGAGAAAGAAGAAUGAGUGUUCAUGUAUAGUACAUAUAGUCAUCAUUGACUGAGAUCCUAAUUUCUUGGAGUUAUACUUGGUGGUAAAAAUCAGGGAAUUACCGAAAACUUGCCUUAAAAUGUGAAUGUUUUAAAUGUCCUGUAUUUUUGCUAUGAAUAGCUAACAAAUAAUACUGCAUAUCCCUUAAAGCUGUCCAAGAAAAUCUGAAUAAAAACAUAAGCCUGCACUGUA
This is a messenger RNA of Lepisosteus oculatus (spotted gar), 2109 nucleotides long. It is a transcript of the gene insl5a, whose product is annotated as insulin-like 5a. Lineage: Eukaryota; Metazoa; Chordata; Actinopteri; Semionotiformes; Lepisosteidae. The record is from RefSeq and is a predicted model, not a curated record. Gene Ontology annotation, molecular function: hormone activity; G protein-coupled receptor binding. Gene Ontology annotation, cellular component: extracellular region.